CCUUUUACCAUGGAGGGCCUGUUCUUUAAUGUUAACGGCGGAUAUAUCGAGGGCGUUGUCCGAGGGUACCGGAACAGUCUCCUUACCGGCCAGCAUUAUGGGAAUUUGGCACAAUGCGAGAAUAUAGAUGAUGUCAAGCUUCAACUGGCACCCGCCUACGGUGACUUCCUUGCUUCUCUCCCGCCUAACCCUUCCACCUCCUCUCUGGCCGGCAAGAUGACCGACAAGCUUGUCGCGGAAUUUCGCUAUCUCCAAGCCCAAGCUACAGGUUCGAUUGCCAAGUUUUUGUCCUAUUUGACAUACGGGUACAUGAUCGACAACAUUGCGCUUCUUAUCACUGGCACUCUGCAUGAGCGUGAUACGCGAGAACUUCUGGACCGAUGCCAUCCCUUGGGUUGGUUCGAAACCAUGCCGGUGCUCUGCGUCGCAACGAAUAUCGAAGAACUAUAUAACUCCGUUUUGAUCGAAACGCCUUUAGCACCUUACUUCAAGGCCAGUCUUAGUCACCAGGAUCUGGACGAGUUGAACAUUGAAAUAGUCCGCAACACUCUCUACAAGAACUAUCUGGAGGACUUCUAUAAGUUUGUCAACAUGACCCCUGAGUUCAAGGGCACGCCCACUCAAGAGAUAAUGUCUGAGAUCUUGGAAUUCGAAGCGGAUCGACGGGCGAUCAACAUCACAAUCAACUCGUUCGGCACUGAGCUCUCAAAGCCGGAGCGGAGGAAGCUGUACCCCGAAUUUGGGAAGCUUUGGCCGGAAGGAUCUCUAAUGCUUUCUCGGGCCGAUGACAUUGAAGGAGUGAGUCUCGCAGUCAGCGCAGUUCCAGAGUACAAGGCUUUUUUUGAUGCUGUCGGUCUGAGCCAGGGUGGAGCUGGAGGAAUUGGCAGCGGGGGUGGAGCUGAGGGAAAGAGUUUGGAAGAUCUCUUUUACCAGAAGGAGAUGGAAUCCUCCAAGCUAGUAUUCACACGCCAAUUCACACCAGCUGUUAUAUAUGCCUGGGUGAAGUUGAAGGAGCAAGAAAUCCGGAAUAUCACCUGGAUCGCGGAAUGUAUUGCGCAAAACCAGAAGGAGAGAAUAGGAAACUACAUCUCCGUAUUCUGAAUAUCAUCUUUUCGUUUUUAUAUACAGUUAUCGUCUGCGCUUCUUUGUAUGAUCCAUCCUCUAUGCGUCUUUUCGACGACUGUUCCGUCCUUUUCAUUGACCGAGUACCCGCUUCCUUUUCUGACACCCGUAUUGAGUUGAGCGCAUUGGAACCCGUUUAAUAAUUUUUUUUGGCGUUUUUUGGAGAAUUCAAUUUCACCAGUCAGUUCAAUCAAUGUGAAAUAGAUGAAUGACCUCAAACUCAAACUGAAUGAGGGAAAUGAAAAGAGCAGAAAAACAGUAUG
Messenger RNA from Monascus purpureus, 1385 nucleotides. NCBI's taxonomy places the organism in Eukaryota, Fungi, Ascomycota, Eurotiomycetes, Eurotiales, Aspergillaceae. The record is from the annotation of a GenBank genome assembly.